AUGAGACGGAGUUGGAUUUCGUUCUGUGGGCUCUUGACUGUGCUUUGCACGGUGAUGGGAACCUUCAGCCACCAUGCCAGUUUUCGCUGUCACUGUAACGGGAAGUCUCGGUUCUGCGUGACGGACGCCCACGGGCUGCGCUGCGUGCAGUGCCGGGGCAACGCGGACGGGCGGCACUGCGAGCGCUGUAAGGAGGGCUACUACCAGCAGGGGGCGGGGCAGAGCUGCAUGCCCUGCCGCUGCGUCCCCGCAGGCUCUGUUAGUUCUAAAUGUGACAGCAGGGGGCGCUGUAGAUGUAAAGAAGGACUCACUGGAGACAAGUGUGACCGCUGCCUGAACGGAGAACCUGCUGGACUGAGAGGAUGUACUCAGAGACGUCAGGUCAGAGAUGAUGAGCGUCAGUCUUCGUUGUGUUUCUGUUUUGGUCACUCCAGUCGGUGUUCCGCCGCCCGGGGCUUUGCUGCCAACACCAUCACCUCCACCUUCAGCCACGGUCCAGAGGAAUGGCGGCCAGUCACGUCUCAGGGUGGGACGCCGGCUGAUGUUCACUUCCGCUGGUCCCCCAAAUACCAAGACAUCGAGGUCAUCGCUGCAAACAGUCUGCCAAUCUACCUCAAAGCUCCAUCCCAUUAUCUGGGGAACCAGCUGUUGAGUUACGGGCAGAACUUGUCGUUCUCUCUGCGUCUGGACCGGGGCGUCCGCCAUCCAUCCACCAGCGACGUGGUUCUGGAGGGUUCUGGUCUGCGGGUCGCCGCCUCGCUGGGGGAACCGCGCUCCAUCAUCCCCUGUGCACAGAAGAUCACCUACAGCUUCAGGCUGGACGAGCAAACCAGCAGUAAAUGGAAGCCUCAUCUGUCUGCCUUCCAGUUCCAGACACUCCUCCAGAACCUCACUAACAUCAAGAUUCGCGGGACGUUUGGGGGAGAUGGCCGUGGUUACCUGGACAAUGUUCGUCUGGAUUCAGCACACCAGGGAACUGGUGAACCAGCAACCUGGAUCCAGAGCUGCAGCUGCCCACAGGGCUACGAGGGCAACUUCUGUGAGCGGUGUGCCUCAGGGUACAAACGUAGGUCCCCUGGCGAUGGAGCCUUCAGCCCAUGUGAACCAUGCAACUGCAGAGGAGGAAGCUGUGACCCUGACACAGGUGACUGCUUCUCUGCAGACGAGACUCCGGACCAUCAGUCCUGUUCUCCCGGUUUUUACAAGAACCCUGAGUGGCCCCAAUCAUGUGUGAGGUGCCCCUGCCCCAGCGGAGUGUCCUGCUCGCUGGACUCCGGCUCCCUGGAGGUCCGCUGUGACCAGUGUCCUGCUGGAACAACCGGCUCCCGCUGCGAUGUCUGCGCUGAUGGAUUCUACGGUGAUCCUCUGGCUGAGGGCGGUCUGCAGCGACCCUGCCGACCCUGCUCCUGUAACGGCCAUGUUGACCCCAAUGCCUUGGGUAUCUGCGACACCGUCAGUGGGAAGUGUCUGAAGUGUCUCAACGCCACCACAGGGGGGAAGUGUGAGCUCUGCCUGGACGGAUAUUACCACAGCCAGCCAGCUGAGGCCUGCAGACCAUGCGACUGUGACCCCCGAGGCUCCGCAGCCUCCCGCUGCAGCGACAGGGGCCAGUGCCAGUGCCGAGAAGGCUUCGAGGGCCUCAGGUGUCAACGCUCCACCUGUCCUUACUGUUUUAACCCCAUCAAGACCAAGGUGGAGGACCGGGCUGCUAAGCUGAGAGAUCUGGAGAGACAGUUUUCUGACAUGGAUGGUGGAUCCCUGCCGGUCCACAACGUCCAGAUGGAAGCAGCUCUGAGGGCAGCAGAGGAGCUGCUAUCAGACCUGCAGGCCAACGCCGACCGCCACACGGCAUCAGAGCGGGGCCUGCAGCGCCGCCUGUCAGCUGUCAGUCAGAGUCAGCUGACUGAGGGGCGGGACAUCCAGGCCCUGUCCCACACGGUGGACAGCAUCCAGGAACAGCAGCAGAGCUACCAGGAGCAGGCCGCGCACGUCCACACGCUGAUCCAGGACAUGAAACGCAAGCUGGAGGAGGCCAAGUCCAGCAUCCAGUCAGCUGAGUUCCCUCUGGGAGACGCAGGCCUGGGGACGGAUGCGCUGUCCACGCUGGUCCAGAAAGCCAGUGGUCUCGCCGAGCGACACCAGAACAAGGCGGACGUGGUGGAGCGGACCGCCAACGAGGCUCUGCGCGACUCCGACAAGAGCCUGGCCCUGGUCCGAACACUGAUGAACAAGGAGAACAAAGUCAAGGAGCUGUUGGGAGACCUGAGGACCAUGUACGACGACGCCACAGCCCAGGUGAAGAACAUGGAGAACCAGGCGGCUCGGCUGAGCGGUGAGGCCAGAGGCGAGAGCAAGAUGGCGGAGGGAAUGUUGAAACAGAUCACCGCCAUGCAGAGCCAAAUCCCCACUCCCCUCCAGGAGGACAUGGACACGGCGGUGUCCAGGAUGGACAGUCUGAAGGAGCAGCUGGACAAGAAGGUCUCCAGCUACCAGGCGCUCCAGCGGGAUGUGGAGCAGGACCGAGCUGCUGUGGAGAAGCUCCUGGCCCAGGGCAGAGGAGCCCAACAAGAUUACGAGGAGCUGCUGGCCAGAGCCAACGCCGCCCGUGCCGACACGGCCGACGCCCUUCAGGGCAUCACAGACAACAUGGACGGUCUGGACGACGCCCUGGCCACCCUCCGAGGCUUUGAUGGGCAAAUUGACAAAAACCGGGCUUUGGCAGACGCAGCCAUCCAGAAACUUCCUGCCAUCAACGCCACCAUCCAGCAGGCUGUUGGCACCAACUCCCAGACCCUGGCCAUCCUGGGCAGCGUGUCCGAUGACUACAGCGACGCCCUGGGCACCGUCAGCCAGCUGGAGACGGUGGUCUCUGGCCUGGAGGAACUUUCGGGCUCUCUGCCGUCUUCUUCUGGUCUCGUGACGGGCGCCACCGACCUGAAGGAGAGCCUGCAGGGUUUGAGCUCACAGGCGGAAGCGGUGGAAGCGGAGGUGGCUGCAGAGAUGGAGCGUGUCAGGAAGCAGGAAGGAGAUGCUGAGGAGGCUUCUGUCGGGGCCGCCGGCGCCCUCAGCAACGCCAGACAGACUCGAGACGCAGUGGCAGAGACUCUACAAGCCGUCAACAACCUCCUCAGUGUGAUCGGUCAGCCAGGCAGCCUGGACGAGGAGCGCCUCAACCAGCUGGAGAGCCAGCUGGCUGAUGCCCGGAGCCGUGUCAAUCAGCGUCUGAAACCCCGCCUCCUGAACAUGGAGGACAAGGAGGAGGCGCAGAGGAGCCGACUGGACGGCCUCAACCUGGACAUCGACAACAUCCUGAGAGACAUCACUAACCUGGAGGACAUCCUGAGAACCGUCCCCAACGGCUGCUACAACUCCCCGCCCAUCGAGAGGCCCUGAGCGCUGCCACGCUCACAGGAAAUGACCUGUACCCUAUUUCCUCUUUUUACACUGAACAUCAUACACUAUGCCCCAAAGUCCCAUGACCCGCCAAAGUCCCAUGACCCGCCAAAGCGGAGAGCCUCUAUAUGGAAAAUUUCAGUUUUUGGACUUUUUGUUGUUUUAAAGGCGGAUCUUACCUUGCAGAAUGAUGGCAGAACUCAGGGGGUUGUGGGUAAUUGGUGGACAGCAGGACAGCUCCAAAAUAAGACAUUUCCCAUUUGAAAAUAAAAUAACACGCCAGCGAUUACUGAUGACUACAAGUUCACAAGACAUGGAAGAGUUCUGGGUACUGUACUUCUCAGCAUAGACCAGAUCCUCUGAACAAGGUUUUAGAGCGGCUUCUCUCGCCGGGUGGAGAUCUGUGGGAUUGGACUGGUUGCUUCAUGUCUGGUCCUGUCCUUAUUGUGAGACCUGGACGUCGACCAUCACUGUGUUCAGUACAGACAGAAACAGCUACUGACAGGAUUUGACUUUGCUCAGCUUUAGACUCGACUCUUCAGGGGGAUUCGGCGUUUUCAUUCCUCUUUUAGCCAAAGUGUUGAACGUGGUUCUUGUUUGUCACCACACAGAAAUACUCACGUGUCUUCUCCGCAGCGGGUCGAGCCAAAGGCCCUUUAAGCAACCGACAGCACUUCCUCUGAUCACAAAGUAGUGCUGUGCCCUUUCCUUCCUCCUCACUGUUCAUCACUGUGAUUGUAUUGUCGCUUUUCUUUGUAUUUAUCUUUUAAAAGUAGCUUUUUGUUUAUCCAGACAUGGUUUGCUGAGCACCAGGAUUUGUUCUGGCCACUGGGAGCUGACCAGUACAACCAGUCUAUCGCUGGUGCUCACCGGACUUCCUCUAAUGCACUUUUGGGGUUAAAUGCCUUGUUGACAGUCAGUGUGGGGCUGCCCCCUAGAGGCAGGCCGUUUUACCAGACAGUCAUUGUGGUGCUGCCCCUACAGGCAGGCAGUUUUACCAGUCAGUGUGGUGCUGCCCCCUAGCGGCAAGCAGUUUUACCAG
Messenger RNA from Lampris incognitus (smalleye Pacific opah), 4435 nucleotides. It is a transcript of the gene lamc2, whose product is annotated as laminin, gamma 2. Lineage: Eukaryota; Metazoa; Chordata; Actinopteri; Lampriformes; Lampridae. Gene Ontology annotation, molecular function: extracellular matrix structural constituent. The transcript has 22 exons. The record is from RefSeq and is a predicted model, not a curated record. The coding region runs from base 1 to 3393 and encodes 1130 amino acids.